AUGUCUGAACCAGGCCGAGUGCAAGAUCCAGACCGCCUCGAUGGCAUACCGCUGCUGUCCACAUUCAUGGCAGCUGACGAAGAUGCCGCCAUCUUCCGCAGCUUCACACGACUUGGGAUGCGAAACCUUCUGCAUCUACAGAGUCGCCUGAACGAGUUGGAAGCCAAGUUGGACACCAUGGACAUGGAAGAUACACAGGGACCAGAUCUACAUAUGUACCUGCGACGCGGAGCCAAAGCCUACGAUUCAAUACGUGAUGCAGCGGCUCAGUAUGAGGCGUGGCUGAAAGGAAGAGGGGAGGGCAUAUCCGGGACAUUUCCCCUCGAGAUGAUGUUUCCUAAGCAUUGCUACGAGCGCGUGAAGGUUCAUGAAGAGAUUGACACUAUUCUUCAUCAGUACCGUACUACUAUCAUCACAUCUAUCACGCUUCCUAGCUAA
Didymosphaeria variabile is the source of this 438-nucleotide messenger RNA. RefSeq lists its product as uncharacterized. The record is from RefSeq and is a predicted model, not a curated record. The transcript is spliced from 2 exons. The coding region runs from base 1 to 438 and encodes 145 amino acids. NCBI's taxonomy places the organism in Eukaryota, Fungi, Ascomycota, Dothideomycetes, Pleosporales, Didymosphaeriaceae.